AUGCGAGUCUAUGACGUCAGGGCCUUGUAUGCUAUUGACAUAACAAGGGAGGUGAGUAACGUGGGCCAUGAUAUCUCACACCACACUGGACCCGUGAACCCAAAUCCAAAUCUACAGAGAAUUUAUAGAGAUGGUAGAUGCUGUGGGGUGUGGGUUCACGAGUUUGUGAACUCUAGCUUGCUGUUGGUGAUUCACGAGUUUGCUGAGGUUGUGGUGGGGGAGGAGGCGACGGCGGUCGUGGUGGUGGGAGGAAGAGGCGAUGGAGGCCGGAACAUUCUUGAAUCUGGGUGGAAGUCGGAGCGAAAGUCGGGGGAAGAGGAAGAGGGAUCGCUCGAGCUGGGGAUGAAGAAGAUGGGGUUGAGGAGGAAGAGGCGGCGCCGACGCCGGCUGGUGGUGGUUGAAGCGGUAGUUAAUGGCUUCAUCUGGGGUGGUAAAUCUGUUUCUAGUCAUGAUCUGACGGGUGGGCAUACAACUGCUAUUGGUCUUAUCCCAUUAGGAACUGAAUCUGAUUUCGCCAGAACGCUUGGCUGGUCAGUCAAGGCAUCUCCUGCUGGUUUUCUUUAG
Messenger RNA from Fraxinus pennsylvanica, 564 nucleotides. The record is from the annotation of a GenBank genome assembly. NCBI's taxonomy places the organism in Eukaryota, Viridiplantae, Streptophyta, Magnoliopsida, Lamiales, Oleaceae.